Molecule: messenger RNA, 174 nt
Organism: Dentiscutata erythropus
Lineage: Eukaryota; Fungi; Glomeromycota; Glomeromycetes; Diversisporales; Gigasporaceae
Source: the annotation of a GenBank genome assembly
UCCUUGUUGAAGCUAUCAUUCGUGGAAUCGUUGCUUGUUAGUGCUAUCGUCUGUGACGUUGUCGCUUAUUGGAGUCGUCAUUUGUGGUGUCGUGCUUGUUGGGGUCGUCAUUCGUUUUGUCGUUUAUUGAAGCCAUCGUUCAUAGUGUCGUCAUUUAUUGGAGCCAACAUUUGA